AUGGUGCUGGUGGGUGAUAAUGCUGGUGGUGAUGGCAAUGGUGAUGGUGUUGACAAUAGUGGUGGUGAUGAUGGCCAUGGUGGUGAUGGUAAUAGUGAUGGUGGUGAUGGUGUUGACAAUGGUGGUGAUGAUUGUAAUGGUGAUGGUGUUGACAAUAGUGGUGGUGAUGGUAAUAGUGAUGGUGUUGACAAUAGUGGUCAUGGUGGUGAUGGUAAUAGUGAUGAUGGUGCUGGUGGGUGAUAAUGCUGGUGGUGAUGGCAAUGGUGAUGGUGUUGACAAUAGUGGUGGUGAUGAUGGCCAUGGUGGUGAUGGUAAUAGUGAUGGUGGUGAUGGUGUUGACAAUGGUGGUGAUGAUUGUAAUGGUGAUGGUGUUGACAAUAGUGGUGGUGAUGGUAAUAGUGAUGGUGUUGACAAUAGUGGUCAUGGUGGUGAUGGUAAUAGUGAUGAUGGUGCUGGUGGGUGAUAAUGCUGGUGGUGAUGGCAAUGGUGAUGGUGUUGACAAUAGUGGUGGUGAUGAUGGCCAUGGUGGUGAUGGUAAUAGUGAUGGUGGUGAUGGUGUUGACAAUGGUGGUGAUGAUUGUAAUGGUGAUGGUGUUGACAAUAGUGGUGGUGAUGGUAAUAGUGAUGGUGUUGACAAUAGUGGUCAUGGUGGUGAUGGUAAUAGUGAUGAUGGUGCUG
This is a messenger RNA of Paramuricea clavata, 678 nucleotides long. The record is from the annotation of a GenBank genome assembly. NCBI's taxonomy places the organism in Eukaryota, Metazoa, Cnidaria, Anthozoa, Malacalcyonacea, Plexauridae.